AUGCCCACGUCGGUACCCAGCGACGUCGUCUCCGAGAUACUCUCCUGGGCGCCGGUAAAGUCGGUGUGCCGGUUCCGGUGCGCGUCCAGGGGGUGGGGCGCGCUCAUCUCCGACCCCGCGUUCGUCGCGGCGCACAAGGCCCGCACGGAGCCGCAGCUCCUCAUCGUCGCCAACUCCUUCCAUGGCGUGGCCAGCGGAGGGCGCCGCGACCUGCGGCUGCUGGACACGGACGGCAGCGUCGUGAGGGUGGUCAAGUCCGCAGGUAACCUCUGGACCAUCAUCUCCGGCCCCCGCGGCCCCGUCUGCGCCACCCGCGUCGGCCGCGUCCUCAACGUGAUCAAUCUGGCCACCGGGGACGUGCUCAUAGAGAGGGCCCGGGUGCAGCUGUGCUAUUUUAUAUUUUCGGGCUACGCUGCCCCGUCGGACAAGUACAAGGUGGUCCGCCUCAUGGCCACUAUCAGUCAUGGUCAUCCGCUGGUGCACACCUGCUGGGUUCUCGCGUUGGAAGACGGCGCCAGAGGGUGGAGGCGGAUGCAAUCACCACCAAUUGCAAGCUAUUUCGGCCUCCACAAAAACUCUACGGUCACCAUAGAUGGUGUGCUCUACUUCCUUUACAGCUUGUUGCGUGGGGACUAUGUCCUCCGCCUUGACCUCGAGACCGAGCAAUGGAAGAGGUCCAUCAAAGCCCCAGAGAUGAGAUAUACAACGCCUCAUAUGGUCGAGCUCAACGGCACCCUUAACAUGGUUCACUCGGAGGGACGCGGGACCAAACAUGGUUGCACGAUCAUAUGGCUCCUGUCUGAUUUGGCCAAGGGCACCUGGGUCAAGGCGUACAUGAUCCCGAUGCCUGAAACAGUUGAUCUGGUGAUCCCUCUAAAGGUGAUGCGUCAUGGUGGAAAGCUAAUGUGCUAUUACAGCUAUUACUUACUUAGUGACAAAGCAACUCCGACGCUACAAGUCUAUGAUCUGCUCAAUGAAACAUGCACACACCUGGCAGAUCUUCCGGGGAACCAAUUGGCUGACGUUGGUUUUUGCGACCUGCACUUGGAAUGUCAUGUACGUCCCACCUAAGGUCUCACCGGCGGCUGCAACGGUUGAAUCGACUCUCAUUUGUGAGUGUUUUUGGACAAACCAAAUAAUGGGUUUGAUGUUUUCGUUGUCAGAUGCUUGGAACAACAUGAAGAUGCGAAGAGCAGAGCUCCAAAUGACAAUUUUCCAGGAAUUUUAUCUAGAUUUAUUUUUAGCAAUGGUCUUAGUUGUACUCUCUUUGUUUAAUUGAGUUAUAAAGAAAAAUAUCAACAAGAAA
Triticum aestivum (bread wheat) is the source of this 1306-nucleotide messenger RNA. RefSeq names its product putative F-box protein At3g10240. Gene Ontology annotation, molecular function: protein binding. The record is from RefSeq and is a predicted model, not a curated record. Bases 1 to 1071 code for a protein of 356 amino acids. NCBI's taxonomy places the organism in Eukaryota, Viridiplantae, Streptophyta, Magnoliopsida, Poales, Poaceae. The transcript has 2 exons.